AUUCUCAGUCAAUGACGCGCCAGAGAGAAACCCCUCAAGGUGAAUAAGUUGACGACCGUCUGAGUACCUGUGAGAGCCGGUUCUCAGCUCCUCCCCUCGGAGCGUCACUCUACAGCUCUGCCCUUAAUAGUAAAGCCACCCCGCCGUCUUUCAGUUCCAGCGGAGCCGCCGGUUAUUACGGCCAUCGACACGGUCAUCAGUGCGCAGGGAUUUUACAAGCUUCCAAUAGCACAAAUGGCAAAGAAGGCCACUUCGCUUUUAGUCCGGGCUCUGGAGAUGUCAGAAAGACACUCGUGUGAUGCCAUGAGGAGAAACUCCAACUGCACCGUCAGACAUUUGAGCUCAUGCGGUAUAUUAGCUACGAGGCGGGUAAGCUUACCUUCCCCAUCCGCAUCUUCUCAGAUGGUGCCCACCCGGAGCUUCAUUAACUUGUCAGCCCCUCUCAUAACACGGAGAAUGGAGUACUCGGAGAGCCGGAGCAUUGGCUACUCGCCAGAGCAGAUGUACAACAUUGUUGCCAAUGUGGACCAGUACCAGCAGUUUGUGCCUUGGUGCAAGAAGUCAAAGGUAACAAGGGGGCGGAACGGGGACAUGAAAGCUCAACUUGAAAUCGGCUUCCCCCCGAUCAUUGAACGCUACACCUCCGAGGUCACAGUCAUCCCGAACCACCAAGUCCGGGCGGUGUGUACAGACGGGACGCUCUUUAAUCACCUUGAGACGCUGUGGCGAUUUACUCCUGGAGCCGCAGGCCAAACCCAAUCCUGCAACGUAGAGUUCUUUGUGUCCUUUGAAUUCAAAUCUCUGCUCCACUCUCAAUUAGCGACAGUGUUUUUUGAUGAGGUGGUCAAACAGAUGGUCAAUGCUUUCGAAAAGCAAGCAACCAAACUUUACGGCACCGGCAUUCAUCGACAGACGGCUUCACUUAGAAGAGCAACUUGAGGACCUUGUUAAAACGGACACAAGGAGAUACACAACCACAUACAAUCAUUAAAAUGUUCUGGAGAAGAACAGAUCCUCUUUUUUAAUCCAGUUUGUUGGAUUUUGGACUGGUAACGCCAACACAUAUUUUUGCUGGAAAAAAAAAAAAACACAUUUGAAAAGCCUAUUUAUUUUAACCAAGAGAUAUAAUUUAUUGUGAUGAGUGCGUGCGUGUAUAAUUUAUAUAUUAUGCGUGGAGUGAAAGACGAAGAUGAUUGCAGUAAACGUUGUUGAGGAUGGAUGCUUUUUCAUAUUUAUGAUCAUUAUAUUCACAAGGUCGACCAAAGGGAAACAAAAUUUAUUAAAUUAUUGAGUGCACUUUUUCCAGACUUGUAAUAAAUAAUAUAUUUUCAUAA
Molecule: messenger RNA, 1334 nt
Organism: Puntigrus tetrazona (Sumatra barb)
Lineage: Eukaryota; Metazoa; Chordata; Actinopteri; Cypriniformes; Cyprinidae
Product: coenzyme Q-binding protein COQ10 homolog, mitochondrial
Exons: 5
Coding region: 235-939 (234 amino acids)
Biological process (GO): ubiquinone biosynthetic process; cellular respiration
Cellular component (GO): mitochondrion
Molecular function (GO): ubiquinone binding
Source: RefSeq, a predicted model, not a curated record